AUGUGUCCUGUUUUGGAUACUGAUUCAAAAUCGAUAGGAGGUAAGGAUGGUAAUCCACCAAAUUUAGCUACUAUAUUUUUGGAAAGUCGCCAGAAGAAUGGAAAGCUUAUUGAACCUGAAACAAUCGAGAAAUAUGAAGAAAUUCUGGAAGUUAUUCGGUCAGAUCCAUCUCUUCCAAAUCUACAAGUAGGUGAGAAAUGUUUCGGAUAUCAAUGUCAUAGUCAUGUUGUUGGCUUUGAUGGUGGAAUAAAACGUAAAGAUCUGAAUGGUUCAUCUUCAAAAAAAGGAGAGCUUGAAGAAGAAAAUCGAUCAAUGAAGGCUCGUUUAAUUUCAUUGGAAGAGGAAUUUUAAAAGCUAAAAGAAAUGUUUACAUCUCAGCAAAGCAUUAAUUUGCAGCCUCCAUCUUCAUCAGCUUCA
This is a messenger RNA of Mercurialis annua (annual mercury), 417 nucleotides long. RefSeq lists its product as uncharacterized. Lineage: Eukaryota; Viridiplantae; Streptophyta; Magnoliopsida; Malpighiales; Euphorbiaceae. The transcript has 3 exons. The coding region runs from base 1 to 351 and encodes 116 amino acids. The record is from RefSeq and is a predicted model, not a curated record.